This is a messenger RNA of Gossypium arboreum, 1992 nucleotides long. Its product is annotated as indole-3-acetic acid-amido synthetase GH3.17-like. Gene Ontology annotation, molecular function: acid-amino acid ligase activity. Bases 103 to 1857 code for a protein of 584 amino acids. The transcript has 4 exons. Gene Ontology annotation, cellular component: cytoplasm. The record is from RefSeq and is a predicted model, not a curated record. NCBI's taxonomy places the organism in Eukaryota, Viridiplantae, Streptophyta, Magnoliopsida, Malvales, Malvaceae.
CUUAUAUAUUAAAUAUUAAUUUGUUCUUACAUUUGUUUUCCUUUUCUUCGAGUUUUCCUCUCCGAUGUCUUCUUUGUUCUUUUCACUGUCCCAACAACUGUGAUGGCUAGCGAGAAAGAAAUAAAGGAAAUAUAUGAAAAUGGAAUGAAUAUUUUGGAAGAUUUAACCAACAAUGUUCAGGAAAUACAAGAACAAGUGUUGCAGGAGAUACUGAAGAGCAAUGCAGGAACAGAAUAUCUAAGCAGAUUCUUCCCCAAUGGCGAAGCUGACAACCAAAGCUUCAAAACAAAUGUACCCAUUAUUACUUAUGAAGAUAUCAAGCCUUACAUCGAUCGGAUUGCUAACGGAGAGACCUCAUCUAUCCUUCUGGCUUAUCGCAUCAUCCAGUUCCUCCUAAGCACUGGUACUUCUGGGGGGCAGCCGAAGUUGAUACCUAUGACAGCUGAAAGUUUUGAGAAAAGGAUGUCCGAUCUUCUUCUGUCUGACCUUGUGACCAGAAAAUGUUUUAGCGGCUCAGAUGAAGGCAAAUCGUUGUACCUAUAUUUUAUCAAACCAGAGAUGGAAACUCCAUCUGGAUUAAAAGCAUCAUUCUUCACAACUUUCUAUUUCAAGACCGAAAGCUUCAAAAAUGGCCUGGCUAAGUUUUGCACAAGUCCUAUCGACACCAUCUUAUGUUUGGACAACAAGCAAAGUAUGUUCUGCCAAUUGCUUACCGGUUUACUACAGCGCGAUGAGGUCGUACGGUUUGGUUCGACCUUUGCAUCGGUUUUGGCAAGGACCAUCAAGUUCUUAGAAGAUUAUUGGAGAGAAUUAUGUUGUAACAUUAGAACAGGUUACAUCAGUGAUUGGAUUAUUGACCCUGGUUGCAAAAAUGCCAUGUCAUUGAUCCUUACUAGGCCAAACCCCAAAUUGGCUGAUUCGAUUCAACAAAUAUUUGAAGAUAAAUCAUGGGAAGGGAUCAUUGUGAAACUUUGGCCUAAAAUCAAGUAUAUCCAUUGCAUCAUUACCGGUUCCAUGAGCCAAUAUGUUUCAUUACUUGAAUUUUAUGGAGGAGGGAUCCCUUUAGUUUCACCAAUUUAUAAUUCUUCGGAAUCUAGUUUUGGGAUCAAUUUAAAACCACUAAGCAAGCCCUUUGAUGUCUCUUACACCUUUCUCCUAAAUACGGCUUACUUUGAAUUCCUCCCUGUGGGUAAAGAUGGUGAAGGGAAGACUCAAGAAACUUGGACCGACGACGAACCGGUCGAUCUUGCGAAUGUGAAGCUUGGUCGAUAUUACGAAGUUGUGGUCACAACUUUGGCUGGUCUAUAUCGAUAUAGAGUCGGAGAUGUUCACAAGGUAACCGGAUUCCGUAAUAAAUCUCCUCAGUUUCAAUUUGUGGAACGACGAAAUGUGGUUUUGAGUAUUGAUGUGGACAAAACAACUGAAGAAGACCUUUCAAAAGCAAUCAUGAAAGCAAAACUCAUCCUCGAACCACUCGGCAUCAUGUUAACCACAUGUAGUAGCUACGCCGACACCUCGUUGACACCAGGUCGAUAUGUAUUAUUUUGGGAGCUGAAGAUGAAAGGCAGAAAUGAUUUACCAAAACUCGAUGCAAAGAUAAUGGAACAAUGCUGCUGUAUAGUGGAAGAAUCCUUUGAUUUUACGUAUAAAUCACAUAGGAAAGGUGGUGCAAUUUCAGCUUUAGAGUUAAGGGUGGUUAAACAUGGAACCUUUGAUGAACUCAUGGAUUUCUAUGUAUCGAAGGGAGUUUCCGUUGCCCAGUACAAGCCACCUAGUUGCCUUAAAUCUGAGGAAGCAGUAAAGAUAUUAAAUUCAGGGAUGGUGGGGAAGUUUUUCAGCCCCAAAACUAUGUUUUAAGCUGGAUAUUGCAGGUAUGGCUUGACAAUACUUAAAAUGUUGUUUUUUGUUAGAUUCAAAACAACCUUUGGAUUAAAUACUAUUUAUAUUUGAAUUAAAUAAUGGAAUACGAUUUAAAUUACAUGCGUUAAUAAA